AUGGCAUCAAUCCUGGUUCUAGGCUUGGGCGAGCUCGGCCAAGAAGUCGUCAAAAGUAUCGCGACCCAUCCGAAGCGGAACGAUGCGAGAGUCGCUGUACUUUUGCGGGCUCGCAAGCCAGAACAGCUUGAGAAGUUGAAAGAGUGGAACGUCGACGUUGUUUCCGGCAACGUUGCCGAGGACACGCAAGACGCCCUAGCCAUGGUGAGACGAAGAUGUGCCCUCUGCCUUCUGUCCUCCGGCUAGGUGAAAUAAUAUCCCAUGGCCCCAACAGACGUUUGCCGAAUGGCACACAGUCAUCUGCUGUACUGUAUGUCCGCCCAACAAAGCGUAGACUUGGCCUUCCACGUCGAAGGCCGUGGGCGUCUGCUGGCAUCCUGACUCGUACCUAGGGCAUGUACGCUCCGCCGGAGACGCAGAUCAAGAUUGCGAAAGCUGCGCUCGCCGCUGGCACUGAGCGUUAUCUGCCGUGGCAGUUUGGCAUUGACUAGUAAGUCGAAGAGGAGACAACCCCUCGAGCGCCUCCUUGUGGCUACGAAAAGUCGCUUACCUUGUCUCUUGUCCCAAUUAGCGACGUUGUUGGUCGGAAUAGCUCGCAGAACUUGUUCGACAGUCAACUAGACGUCCGAGACCUCCUCCGAGCGCAAUCGCAGACGCAAUGGGUCAUCGUGUCGACCGGCAUGUUCAUCUCGUUCCUUUUCGAGCCGGCCUUUGGACUGGUCAACGCCGAUCGAAGCGUCGUGACGGGCAUCGGCAGCUGGGACAACGAGAUCACCGUGACAUCUCCCGAGGAUAUCGGGCGUCUGACUGCCGAGAUCGCACUGGUGCAUCCAGAAAUCCAGGGCGUCGUAUUCACAUCCGGUGACACGAUUUCCAUGCAGCGGCUGGCGGAUGUGGUCGAGCGAGUCACCGGACACCAAGUCAGCAGAGUCCUGAAGACUGUGCCGGAGCUAAAAGCGGAACUCGCGGCGAGCCCGGACGACUCGAUGCGGAAAUACAGAGUGGUGUUCGCAGAGGGUAAGGGUGUUGCCUGGCGCAAGUCGGAAUCAUUCAAUGCCGUCCACGGCAUUCGGACGCAGACCGUAGACGAAUGGGCGUCUUCAAGUCUGAGAGCGCAGUAG
Lecanosticta acicola is the source of this 1121-nucleotide messenger RNA. NCBI's taxonomy places the organism in Eukaryota, Fungi, Ascomycota, Dothideomycetes, Mycosphaerellales, Mycosphaerellaceae. The record is from the annotation of a GenBank genome assembly.